AUGUUGGGUUAUGGACAAAUGUAUACUAAUAAUUUCAUGAAGGGUAUUGAGAAAGAGGUAAUCGAAUCAAAUAGUUACAACAUUAUGCAAUUUGAUAGUCAGAGGUUCUGCUUUUUGAUCCAAAAAAUAGUGAAUCAUAAUUAUGGUAGGCCGACUACCCAUUUCAACGUCGACCUCAGUAACCAUACGUGUGAGUGUGGAAGAUUUCAAACUUUCCAUGUCCCUUGCUCACAUGCAAUUGCAGCGUGUUCAAGCAUUGGACAAGACUAUUUUAUGCAUAUAGUUGAUGUGUUCAAAGUUGUUAACGUUAUUAAGGUCUACGAGGAGAGCUUUCUCAGGGUCCCUAUUGAAACAACUUGGCCGCAAUAUGAAGGUGACACUCUUUGCCACAAUGACAACAUUCAGAGGAAAAAUAAAGGUCGUCCAAAUAGUAGUCGGAUUAGAGCUGAAAUGGACAACAUUGAAAAAGAAAAAAAAAGGUGUGACAUUUGUCGCGAAAUCACACAUAUGCGCAAAAAGUGUCCAAACAAGGUUGGACCUUCUAGUUAG
Messenger RNA from Lathyrus sativus (Indian pea), 549 nucleotides. NCBI's taxonomy places the organism in Eukaryota, Viridiplantae, Streptophyta, Magnoliopsida, Fabales, Fabaceae. The record is from the annotation of a GenBank genome assembly.